Molecule: messenger RNA, 1537 nt
Organism: Mobula hypostoma (lesser devil ray)
Lineage: Eukaryota; Metazoa; Chordata; Chondrichthyes; Myliobatiformes; Myliobatidae
Exons: 8
Coding region: 98-706 (202 amino acids)
Source: RefSeq, a predicted model, not a curated record
GUGUGUCUUGCAUCAUACAAAAUAUGCACAGAUUUUCGAUGGCUUGUUCUUUGCGGCAAAACCCGGAAGUCUUCAUUCAUCGCAGGCACGGAGGAAUAUGGAGCUCGCUGGGCAUUUGCUUGUGAUUUUACAAUUAAUUUUCGUCUGGCUGUCCACUUCGGUGCUUGUUGAAGAUAAUGUUAUCAGAGAAAAAAAUAUAACUUAUUCAUCAAAUUGCUGGUUGGAUUUCAAAUAUUACAAUAUUUCCUGUAGUCUUAUAAAUCUUUCCAUCAAUGGCACAACAGUUGUUCAAGACAACAGCUUCAUUCUGCCCAUAACCAAUUUCUCUACGUCUGAGGGAUUCAAGGUGGACGACUGCCAAACCGUAUUGGUGAGAUGUUACAAGAACGGCAUAGAGACGCAUUAUGUCGCUCAAGGGACAGAGGACACCAAAAGUAAUAAUGUGAAGGAAGAGGAUGGAGACAGCAAUAGAUAUUGGAUCGGGGUAGUUGUGAGCGUCCUGGUCUGUCUGUUCCUGGUCUGUCUCCUGGCACUCGCAGGUUACUACAGGAAGCUACAUUGCCGGGAUAAACACAUUUUGCCCUUAUGCUGUGAAUCCCAAAUGAAGGACCCCAUCGAGGACCCUGCUGCAAAACGGAACCUUUGUGAAUCCCAGGAAACCCUGCAGUCGGAGCAGCUGAUGGACAAGACACCCAAUUCCAGAUGAACAACUCACCCCCAGCCGCACCCCACUUCCCCCCACUCCCCCGGCCGAUCUCAGUUCAAGUGUUACAUACCUCAUGGGUAUCUUGUGACUGUCUUAUGACCUGAUGUAAUAGAUUACCUGAUGAGCAUGAUCUAAUGGUCUUGUGGAGGCCACAUGAUGUAAUUUUCCCACCGAUGUGAGGUCAAAUUCCUUGGUGUCUGCACUUCCGAGGAACUCACCUGGUCCCUGAGCUCCUCCAUCCUGAUCAAAAAGGCACAACAGCGCCUUUAUUUCCUGCGGAGCAUUAAGAAAGCUCACCUCUGUCUCAGAAUACUGAUGGACUUUUACCGCUGUACCAUUGAGAGCAUACUCACCAACUGCAUCUCAGUGUGGUAUGGCAAUUGUCCCGUAUCGGGCCAUAAAGCACUCCAGCGUGUGGCGAAAACUGCCCAGCGGAUUAUUGGCACCCAAUUGCCCACCAUUGAGAACGUCUACCAUAAAGGCUGCCUGGGCAUGGCAAAAAGCAUUAUCAAGGAUGCCUCUCACCCUAACCAUGGACUUUUUACUCUCCUCCCAUCUGCUAGGCGCUACGGGAGCCUCCACUCCCACACCAGCAGGCACAGGAAGAGCUUCUUCCCUGAGGCUGUGACACUGUUGAACCUCUCAUCACAAUACUAAGCAGCAUUGCACCAUAUUGUACUGUCUCAGUACUUUUAUAUUUAUAUGCUGUAGCGCUUACUUUUUAUUCACAGUUAUUUUGUAAAUAACUGUAUGCUUUGCAUUUCUGGUCAGAUGCUAAUUGCAUUUCAUUGGCUUUGUAUCUGUACUUGGCAUAAUGUCAAUAAAGUUGAA